Messenger RNA from Eremothecium sinecaudum, 756 nucleotides. It is a transcript of the gene SPP381, whose product is annotated as U4/U6-U5 snRNP complex subunit SPP381. NCBI's taxonomy places the organism in Eukaryota, Fungi, Ascomycota, Saccharomycetes, Saccharomycetales, Saccharomycetaceae. The record is from RefSeq and is a predicted model, not a curated record. The transcript has a single exon. The coding region runs from base 1 to 756 and encodes 251 amino acids.
AUGGCUAUUAGGCAUUUUAAAAGGAAGUUAGAGGCUGCUGAAAUAUCUUCCAGCGAUUCUGAGGAGGGUGAACCCCCAGUUCCAAAGAUUAGCGAAAGCUUACCUGCAAGCGAUGACCAAGAUCAAAAUAACGAGGAAGGUUCUUCUGCUUCCAAUUCCAGUGGAGAAGCAUCAGAGGGAUCUUCAUCAGAUUACGAAGAGGUUGUUUUCCAUAGACCUGUAUUCUUAAAGAAGAGUCAGAAGGAUUUAGCAAACGCUACUAGUAACGACACCCAAUCAACUACAACACCGACAACCGCAUUGGACCGUGCAAAAUACUUCAAUGAUGUAAACGAAAGGAGUAAAGCGCUAAAUGUGCUUUCAGCAACGUAUGGCACCAAUAAUGAGCUACUUCAGCAAAUCUUGAACCUCGAUGACAAUGAUAAUUUAAAUGAGAAAGAAAGGGAGCAAGAACUCUGGCUUGAGCGAAAGAAGCUACGCAAGAAAAGGCUACGUGAGAUAGAAUUACAGAAGCAGAAGGAACUAGAAGAAUAUGAGGCUAAUAAGCUAUUGAAUGAUGAAUUAGAGGCUAGUGAUGGAAUACCAACUGAAAAAACCGCUAUAACAUCGCAAAGAGAACAGAAUCGCUCUAAGGGCAACAAAACACGGUUCAAUAGUGAUCAUAAAGAUUACAAACCAUCCAAAGCACGAGAUUUUAAGCUUAAAGACUCCAUAUCGUCAGAAGAUACCCCUUCCAAUGAGUACUCCAUAAUAUGA